UGGUGGGUUGUUGUAAUGGAACCGGCGAACCGAUUUUCGAGCCUAAGGGAAGUCUUUGGAUUUGGGUUUCAUCCCAUUACCCGAGAAUACAAAGUUGUCAGGAUUGGGUAUUAUGCAAAACUCCUGAAGCUUGAAGGGAGAGCGAUAUGUGGCGUUGCUGAAAAAGCAUUUCAGGUGUUCACUCUAGGAACCGGAGAAUGGAGAGACAAGGAAAAUAUAGCAAAACGGCUUGAAUUGAGACCACCUGAGGCUUUAGUGGAAGGAUCUUUACAUUGGGUUGUAGUGGCUGAUGAGGGAUUUGGAUUUUACCACGCUAUCGUCUCCUUCCAGCUUGCAGAUGAGGUGUUUGAAGAAAUUCCUCACCCACCUUGUCAAUCACUUGUAUCCAGCAGAUACAGUCUUUCUGUGUUGAAUGGGUGUCUCUCGGCAGCUGGCUUAGGUGAAACAGCGCAAUUUGAUAUUUGGGUAAUGAAACAAUACAAAGUGGAGGAUUCUUGGAAGAAAGAAUACUCCUUUGUCCCUAAUGUCCCUCUCGGUUUGACAAUGAUACGAGGUUCAUCAGCUUCAGGCUUCAUGAAUAGAGUUCCAAGAGUUGUUUGUGAUCUGAAGAAUGGUGAGAUUCUGUUGCAGUAUGGUGAGAGUACUCUUGUUUCUUAUGAUCCUAUAGGAAACAGAUUCAAGACUCUAGAGAUAAAUGGGCAACCUAGUUCCUUCCAAGCAUUUCCUUUUCUACCUUCUCUCUUCUCAGCAAAGGCAACCAUGGAUUUGCAAGUUUCAUCUUAACUGGCAGUAUCAUCAACUCUUGUUAUGUAAGACUUAGGUACUUCUUUUUUCCAUUUCUGUUGAAUCUGUUCUUUUGCACAUCAAGUUUCCAGGAUGUCUAAGCUCUACUUUCGUUUCUUUGUUUAUUUGGUUUAGCACUGAACUUACUAGUUCCUUUUCUCCUGAUUUAGUUUGAUGGCUUGUGACUGAAUUUGCUUUCAUUGUUUAAUAUAGUGGGUCUAUUUCU
Rubroshorea leprosula is the source of this 1009-nucleotide messenger RNA. The record is from the annotation of a GenBank genome assembly. NCBI's taxonomy places the organism in Eukaryota, Viridiplantae, Streptophyta, Magnoliopsida, Malvales, Dipterocarpaceae.